Stomoxys calcitrans (stable fly) is the source of this 1860-nucleotide messenger RNA. RefSeq names its product nucleolar protein 56 (gene Nop56). The transcript has 3 exons. The coding region runs from base 114 to 1631 and encodes 505 amino acids. Lineage: Eukaryota; Metazoa; Arthropoda; Insecta; Diptera; Muscidae. Gene Ontology annotation, molecular function: snoRNA binding. Gene Ontology annotation, cellular component: small-subunit processome; box C/D methylation guide snoRNP complex. The record is from RefSeq and is a predicted model, not a curated record.
GGAUUUUAUUUGUGCGUGGUGUAUUGGACCAGACGUGUAGGAGAAAAUAAAGUAAUUAAUUUUGUUAAAAAUAAAAAGAAAUUUAGAUAAAGCAGACAUAUUUAAACAUAAGUAUGUCACAGCUUUACGUUUUGUAUGAACAUGCGGCUGGGUACGCUUUGUUCUCAGUGAAGGAGUUUGAGGAGGUGGCCAUGUUUUUACCUCAAGUGGAAUCGUCGGUAACUGAUUUAGCAAAAUUCAAUUCGAUUGUUAAAUUGGCUGGAUUUGCUCCUUUUAAAACGGCCAUUUCAGCUUUGGAAAACAUCAAUGCCAUCUCUGAAGGUAUUGUGCCACAGGACUUAAUGGUUUUCUUGGAUGAUUUCUUCUCAAAACUAAAGAAGAAGAAAUGUCAACUUGGUAUAGGCGAUUCGAAAUUGGGAGCUGCCAUUACCGAAGCAAUCGGUGUACAGUGUAGCCAUUUUGGUGUAGUUCCGGAAAUAUUGAGAGGCGUUAGAUUUCAUUUUCACAAAUUGAUUAAAGGUUUCACUGACAAGUCGGCUGGUAUUGCUCAACUUGGUUUGGGCCACAGUUAUUCCCGUGCCAAAGUCAAGUUCAAUGUUCAUCGUUCCGAUAACAUGAUUAUACAGUCCAUUGCCUUAUUGGAUCAGCUGGACAAAGACGUUAACACAUUCUCGAUGCGUAUACGCGAAUGGUACUCCUAUCAUUUCCCAGAGUUGGUUAAGAUUGUACCUGACAAUUAUAUUUUUGCUAAAGCUGCUAAAUUCAUUAAAGAUCGUAAAACACUAACACAAGAUAAGCUAGAAGAAUUAGAGGAAAUUGUGAUGGAUUCGGCCAAGGCACAAGCUAUCAUUGAUGCUGCCAAGAUGUCCAUGGGUAUGGAUAUAUCUAUUGUUGAUUUAAUGAAUAUUGAACUUUUCGCGGAACGCGUGGUUAAGCUUUCGGAAUACCGUAAGAAACUAUCCACGUAUUUACACAACAAAAUGGAAUGUGUGGCUCCAAAUCUGCAAUCGUUGAUUGGUGAUCAAGUUGGUGCCCGCCUGAUAUCUCAUGCUGGUAGCUUGACAAAUUUGGCUAAAUACCCCGCUUCCACAGUACAAAUUUUGGGUGCCGAAAAGGCUUUAUUCAGAGCCCUGAAGACCCGUUCAAAUACCCCUAAAUACGGCCUUCUCUAUCAUUCCUCCUUUAUUGGGCGUGCUGGUUUGAAGAACAAAGGCCGUAUUUCACGUUUCCUAGCCAACAAAUGCUCCAUUGCAUCACGCAUUGAUUGUUUCUUGGAGCAGCCUACUGCGGUGUUUGGCGAGACUUUGAAGCAGCAAGUAGAAGAGCGUUUGAAAUUCUAUGAAUCGGGUGAAGUUCCUCGCAAAAAUAUAGAAGUUAUGAAGGAAGCCAUUGAAAUGGCAUCUAGUGAAACACCCAAGCCACAGCCAGGUGAGGCGUCAUCCCAAAAGAAGAAAAACAAGAAGAAGAAGCGUAAGCUUGAAGAAUCAGAAGCGGCAAAUGGCAAUGGUGCGACAACACAAUCUGAUGAGAAUGGUGCUGGAGAAGUUGCAGAGGCCGCUGAAAACGGUGGAGAUGGGGAACCCAAGAAGAAGAAGAAAAAGAAGAAGAACAAAAAUAAAGAUAACGAAUAGGUUUCGUUAUGCUAAAUCUUCUUGCUUUUCUUAAUUUUUAUUUUUUAUGUAGAUAUAAGAUACUAAGGAUUUGCUUUUAUGAUGCUCCCACAUGCAGACACCACUCCCACGCCCAACAAUAUUUCAUAAGCAAUCAUAACAUGUUUAACAGAUGUAUUUGUUGGAUGUAACAAUUUAUACAAUAGACUUUAUGAUAUGAAUAAAAUUAAAAUUAUUUUACCUUAGAAAA